AUGCGUUACUCAAUCAUUGCUGCUCCCAUUGCCCUUGCCGCCAGUGUGUCUGCUGGAGACUAUGCCACCUCCUACGAGGUUGUCAGCACUCUGACCACAUACUGUUCAUCAGCCACCUCUCUGUCUAUCAAUGGCAAGAUCCACACUGUCACAGAGGCCACGACUUUGACAAUCACUGACUGCCCUUGCACCUUGACGCACUCAGCCGUUGCAACCAGCGCAAGCCCCGUCGCCGUCUCCUCGACCCCGCUUGCCCCUCUUGUGACCCCAGUCGUUUCCUCGGCCCCGGUCGUCGUGGCGCCUUCGUCCACCCCAAGCCCGGUCGAGGCAGCCACUUCCACCCCGGUCGCCCCCGUCGUCGUGGCGAGCUCUUCGACCCCAGCCGUCAUCCUCAGCACCGCCCCAGCUGCUCCCGUGGUCCCACUCAGCAGCGCGGUACCCGUUGCACCGUACCCAGUGUCCAACAGCACCACCCUUGUCCCUGUUGGUACUGCUGCGGCCGGCACCGCCUCUCUGUCUGCUCCCUCGGCCUCGCUGGGUUCCACUCCGGCCACCACUCCAGUGGCCAAGACGCCCUUCAAGGGUGCCGCCAACAAAGUGGCCGCUUCCAGCGUCAGCCUUGUCGCUCUGUUCGGUCUCGCUGCCUACCUCCUGUAG
Letharia columbiana is the source of this 657-nucleotide messenger RNA. RefSeq lists its product as uncharacterized. Gene Ontology annotation, molecular function: structural constituent of cell wall. NCBI's taxonomy places the organism in Eukaryota, Fungi, Ascomycota, Lecanoromycetes, Lecanorales, Parmeliaceae. The coding region runs from base 1 to 657 and encodes 218 amino acids. The transcript is spliced from 2 exons. The record is from RefSeq and is a predicted model, not a curated record. Gene Ontology annotation, cellular component: fungal-type cell wall. Gene Ontology annotation, biological process: fungal-type cell wall organization.